Molecule: messenger RNA, 573 nt
Organism: Protopolystoma xenopodis
Lineage: Eukaryota; Metazoa; Platyhelminthes; Monogenea; Polystomatidea; Polystomatidae
Source: the annotation of a GenBank genome assembly
AUGGCGCGUAUAUUUGACAAAAAGGCAGAGAUUGACCUCAUCCGCUCAAUGUAUAUAGAAGGAGAAGAAUUAAAUUUUCAUGAUGCCGAUUUGGUCAAGCGUUUCUACUCAUUGUUUGAGAUUAUUGACGAACCUGAGGAUGUUGGAUAUCCUUCUGCAACUGAUGCUUAUCCAUCUAAACCAAGAAUUACUAUCCGUGGUCUUUCUUCUGCACUAAUUAAUAUUCGCUCUCUUUCUCAUGAAUUCGAAAAAUGGUUGGAGCAGAGUGACGCUAAAGGGGCACCUAUUUUGCUUUCUGUGAUAGAAUGGAUGUCAGAAAAUUUAGCAAACCAUUUAGUAUCUGAACCAUCUGAGUGCCUUGUACCCACUCCGAACUGCACUCCUUCCCCGGACUCCUUGUUUGUGUGCCUCUUCAUUCAUAGUCAUCAUAUAGUUAAUCACGUUAAAAGGCAAAACAUUUUGCGCUGGGCUAAGGAGCUGAAUCUUUGUGGUGGCCUGAUGCCUGGUUGGCCUGGCAUUAUAGUGGCAGAAGGGACCAAAAUUGACAAGGCUGUUUUCAUCAAAGACCUUUGA